UCCUAGAGUGUUUUUUCCCCAAGUGUUUUUUUUUAUUACUUGGACUAUUUCUUUAUGUUGGAUGCCAAUACUCUUGUACGGCUUCCAAUAGCCAAAGAUCUAUCUUUCUCUAUCCAAGCAUCCAUUUUUAUUCCUGUAGGAUGAGGGCCCACUUCAGUAAGCAAGGAGGUAAAUGUUGCAGGAAAUGACUUCACUGUAAAUAUGAUAAUCAUACAUGAAAAUAGUCAAAGAUUUUCCACCAUUUGUGUCUCAACAUGACAGGCUUAUUUGGUGUUUUGUUUAUUUGCUCUUCAGCUUCAACUGUGUGCUAAAUGUAGACAGAAUGUAUUCAGGAAGCAAGCAACAGCAAAAACAGUGCAAUAYCUUUUCCCCUGGAAGCCUCAGACCUAGCCAUAAACUACAAGGAACACAUCAUUCAGUUGCUUAGUAACAAGGAAAAACAAGAGAAGGCUUGAAGUGCUCAGUUUAUGCAGGCCAGGCUGACAGAAAAAUGCAAAAACACAGGUCCUUAGCUGUAUCCACUUAAAAAAACCUUCCUGGUUUUUAUUUACAUAGCUCUUGGUGGCUCUUAUGUAUAAUUCACAGCCAGGGAGAUGGAAGGAUCCUCGACAAACCUUGGGAGAGCGUUCCUGUGUCUUAGGUCUGGAGAUUGCACCCUCUCCGGCUCUGCACUGAUCUGGGUGGUGGACGAACUUCAAUACUGCAUGAUGGCCAAGGGAAAGAGGAAGUCAAGCGAGCCCAAAGGCCGGAAGAUCACCCUAAAGAUGGCUAAGCUGGCCCUGAAGCUGACCGUGGAUGGCAAGCGUCGGCUGGACCUCAGCAACAUGGAGAUCACCACCUUCCCCAAGUGCAUCCUGAAGCUUUGCGAUGUGGAUGAYCUGGACCUGAGCCGCAACCUGCUCAAGAAGAUCCCAGACUCUAUCGCCAAGUUUGUCAACCUCUGCUUUUUGGACCUCCACAGCAACCAGCUGGACCAGGUUCCGAAAGCUAUCGGGCGCCUCCAUAACCUAUACAGCCUCAACCUGUGUAACAACUGUCUGAGCACUGUAGGACUCCCCAAUGAGAUCGGUCUCCUGCGAAAGCUGAGGAGCCUCAACCUGGGCAUGAACGUCCUGGAGAGCAUCCCAUCCUCUAUCGCAGCCCUCAAGGAGCUGCGUCACCUUGGUCUGUUCAACAACCACCUGACCCGGGUACCUGAGUGCCUCCGCAACCUGCCCUACCUGGAGACCGUCAACCUGAAGUGCAAUCCCAUCCCCUUGGAGGAUGACAAAGGRAUAGACCCCAUCCAGAGGGUGGAGUGCCUGUACCUMGUGAGGGAGAGCUGCCUGUGUGCCUGCUGCCUCCAGAAGGUCAAAGACGACAGGCAAAGGGUGAACAGCAGGCUGAACAGAGGCCCCGCCCACAGGAAGUCUGUCUUUGCCGGCCUGAACACACCCAACUCGGUGGUGCAGGAGGACCAAGCCAUCUGGAGGUGAUGGAGGAACCAGGUCCUCAAUAGGUCAUCAAAAGGCCACUAAGGACAUAUUAUUUAGGAUAAAAACAGUCCAGGUGCUCUAUUGCAAUAGCUACUUAUUACUUGACAAUGUAUAUUAGGCAAAUCAGGAAUUCUGGAAGAAGAAACAUUACAGGGGUUMCAGUCACACAUAACCAGCCUUCUAUAAGCUGCUCGGUCUGUGGUUUGUUGUACUCUAUCGCCCUCUAGAGUUUGGAGUCCUGUAGUGUUCUCCAACAGACACUGCACUGGAAAUCUARCUUAGCUUUACCAAUACUACUUUCYUUUGCAUAUCAAAUG
Molecule: messenger RNA, 1792 nt
Organism: Salvelinus sp. IW2-2015
Lineage: Eukaryota; Metazoa; Chordata; Actinopteri; Salmoniformes; Salmonidae
Product: leucine-rich repeat-containing protein 18-like
Molecular function (GO): protein binding
Source: RefSeq, a predicted model, not a curated record